AUGGGCAGAGAUCGAGAGUCGGCAAUCAUGCUCUCUGACAAAGUUCGGUUUUACAAGGACUUCACAGCUGCUCUCAUCAGGAUCACUUACGCUGACAUUUGUCAUAAAGUGCAGGCUUUCGAACAUCGGUUAACAUACCGACAAUCACCAUCCGCAAAGAAUGUCGUCGUCGUGGGAGGAUCAUUCUCUGGCGCGUUUCUGGCCCAGAGGUUAGCCAGCACGUUGCCGACAGGAUAUCGAGUCGUCCUGAUAGAGAAGAACUCCCACUUCAACUACGUCUUCAACUUCCCUCGUUACUCCGUGCUCCGGGGACGCGAGCAUCUGGCAUUCAUUCCUUACACCAACCUUGCGCGGAACGCUCCGCCAGGAAUCUUUCAUCACGUCCAGGACACCGUAACGCAGAUCGAAGGUGACCGAAUACAACUCAAGUCGGGAAAUGCACUCAGCUUCGACUAUUUGGCCAUUGCAACAGGGACGUCACGCGGUCCGCCCGCAAGGCUCUCGUCUUCGGCAAAGGCAGAUGCCUGCACGGAACUCCAACGCGCCCAACAAAGCCUAUCUGCAGCGCAGAAGAUUGCUGUCAUAGGCGGCGGACCGGUGGGAGUCCAGUUGGCCACAGACAUUAAAAGUGUAUAUCCCACAAAGUGCGUGUCACUCAUCCACUCGCAUGAUCGACUGCUGCCCAGCUUCGGCCAGCGUGUCCAAGACUACGCGACCAAGGAAGUGAAGGACAUGGGCGUGGACGUUAUUCUCCAGGCGAGGCCAACGAUACUCAAACAACUGACAGCUGAGCCUGAGGCUAACAGCAUCCGACUUCGCUUUGAGAAUGGCCGUGAAGAGGAUUUCGAUCUAGUGAUUCCGUGCAUAGGCCAACGGCCGAACUCUUCUUUCGUACGCAGCCUCGCUCCAGAAUCCAUCUCCAUGUCUUCCGGCAGAUUGCUGGUCAAGCCAACCCUUCAGCUUGCGGGGGAACGAUAUCCCAACAUAUUUGCAUUGGGAGAUGUUGCGGAGACGCUGGGUCCCAAGAUGGCACGCGCAGGUAUCUCACAGGCCGAAGUCGUCUGCAAGAAUAUCGUCUCCAUGAUCAAGCGAAGAGAGCGCUUGAAAGAAUAUGUACCAGAUCCGCUAGAAGGCGCUUUGAAACUCAGUCUAGGAAUCAAACGAUGGGUUAUCUCCUAUACCAAAAGCAAUGGUCGAGAAAUUCUGUUCGAUGGCGAAGAUAAAUCAGUCGACAUGGAUGCUGCGCAGACAUGGAAACAGCUGGGUGAAGAUAUUGAGACUGCCACUGCCCAGGACAAGGAGACCGGUGUCAUGCGAGAAUCAUUGUCCGACAAAGCACCCAAGGAGUAG
Capronia coronata CBS 617.96 is the source of this 1350-nucleotide messenger RNA. RefSeq lists its product as uncharacterized. Gene Ontology annotation, molecular function: flavin adenine dinucleotide binding; electron-transferring-flavoprotein dehydrogenase activity. The transcript is spliced from 3 exons. Gene Ontology annotation, cellular component: cytoplasm. The record is from RefSeq and is a predicted model, not a curated record. Bases 1 to 1350 code for a protein of 449 amino acids. Lineage: Eukaryota; Fungi; Ascomycota; Eurotiomycetes; Chaetothyriales; Herpotrichiellaceae.